AUGCCCGAAGCUCCCCCGGCUUUCUGGCGGGGCUGCCCCUCGGCAUAUCACGUGGAGCCGUAUCGACCACGACCCGCUGGUGAGGGCACGCCCAAAACACCCUUACAACCCAAAUCCGUGAACUCGAUUGAUCGUCUUGUGAGACCGUUUAAAUGUCCCGGCUCGGCGACGCCCACACGCGUAUCCGAGAAACCGUCCAGGAAGAAGCGGAAGGUUAAUUAUACCAAUGCUGAUGGGAGUGUCGAGGAUGGGGCGGAGAAACCAUACACGAAUGAGGACCGGCUUGCUUUGGCGACGAGGGAGGUCAAUAAAUUUCCUGUGUUUAAGCCUAAGGACAAGGAUAUGGCGUUUCGAGCGCGGUUUCAAAUUCCGUUUAUCAAUAAGGCUGGCGAUGGAUACAAUGCCGGCCGGGCUGCUCCCACAUUGGGCAUGAGGCAGGGUGCAACAUUUGUUGUUAAACCGCUGCAUGAUCCUAGUGGAGAGUUUGCGAUUGUGUUGUAUGAUCCCACGGUGGAUGACGUUCCUGCUGAGCCUGAGCCUAAGGCUUUGGAGGCGCCCACCGAGGAGAAGCCGAUACUAGAUGAGCCCAUUGUGCACAAGAGUUUGGCGGACAUUCUUGGGUUGAAAAAGGAUACGGAUGAGCGACCGAAGGUGCCUGUUGUCAUUGAUCCGAGACUUUGCAAAGUGCUACGGCCACAUCAAGUGGAGGGAGUAAAGUUCUUAUAUCGAUGUACCACUGGGCUGGUUGAUAAGAAUGCAAACGGUUGCAUUAUGGCAGACGGCAUGGGUCUUGGAAAAACACUUCAAUGUAUUGCAUUGAUGUGGACACUUUUGAAACAGUCUUCCGAGGCAGGAAGAACAACAAUUCAGAAAUGUGUUAUUGCAUGCCCGUCAAGUUUGGUCGGCAAUUGGGCCAACGAGUUGACAAAAUGGCUUGGGAAGGACGCCACAACUCCCUUUGCAGUGGAUGGAAAGGCUUCAAAGACAGAGCUCACUGCCCAGAUCAAGCAGUGGGCCAUUGCAUCAGGGCGUGGAAUCGUCAGGCCUUGUCUCAUCGUGUCUUAUGAGACGCUUCGUAUGUAUGUUGAUGCAUUGAAGGAUGCACCCAUUGGACUUCUCCUGUGUGACGAAGGCCAUCGACUUAAGAACAAAGAAAGCUUGACAUGGACUGCUUUGAACAGCCUGAACGUUACUCGCCGAGUCAUCCUUUCUGGAACACCCAUCCAGAAUGACUUGUCUGAGUACUUUGCUUUGCUCCACUUUGCCAACCCAAAUCUUCUCGGUUCACAAGCCGAUUUCCGGAAAAGAUUCGAGCUGCCAAUCUUGCGAGGUCGAGACGCUGCAGGUACCGACGAAGAAAAGAAAUUGGGUGAUGAACGACUCUCGGAGCUCUCCGGCGUUGUCAACAAAUUCAUUAUUCGCCGAACCAAUGAGCUGCUCUCCAAGUACUUGCCGAUCAAGUAUGAGCAUGUCGUGUUCUGCAAUAUGUCACAGUUCCAGCGUGGUCUAUACGACCAUUUUAUCCAGAGUCCCGAGAUUCGAAGCCUUCUACGUGGAAAGGGCAGUCAGCCGUUGAAAGCAAUUGGCAUUUUGAAAAAGCUUUGCAACCACCCUGAUCUUCUUGACCUUCAGAACGAUCUUCCAGGGUGCGAGCAUACAUUCCCCGAAGACUACUCACCUCCCGAUUCUCGAGGACGUGAUCGAGAGAUCAAGAGUUGGUAUUCCGGGAAAAUGAUGGUUCUUGACCGCAUGCUAGCCCGAAUCCGACAAGACACAAACGACAAGAUCGUUCUGAUCAGCAACUACACCCAGACGCUGGAUCUAUUCGAAAAGCUAUGUCGAUCGCGUGCAUACGGUUGCCUGCGACUUGACGGUACCAUGAACAUCAAGAAACGCUCUAAGCUGGUUGACAAGUUUAACGACCCAGAUGGCCCUGAAUUUGUGUUCCUCUUGAGUAGCAAGGCUGGUGGAUGUGGUCUGAACUUGAUCGGCGCCAACCGUCUGGUGCUUUUCGAUCCCGACUGGAACCCAGCUGCUGACCAGCAAGCGCUGGCACGAGUGUGGCGUGACGGACAGAAGAAGGACUGUUUCGUCUACCGUUUCAUUGCAACCGGUUCGAUUGAAGAGAAGAUCUUCCAGCGACAGUCCCAUAAGCAAUCACUAUCAUCAUGUGUCGUCGACUCUGCAGAAGAUGUCGAGCGUCACUUUUCUUUGGAUUCUCUGCGCGAACUCUUCCAGUUUAAACCCGACACGCGCAGCGAUACCCACGAUACCUUCAAAUGCAAACGGUGCCGACCCGACGGCACACAAUACAUCAAGGCCCCAGCUAUGUUGUAUGGUGACACGAGCUCGUGGAACCACUUGAUCAAUACCGGAGAGAAAGGCCCUAUGAAUCAAAUCCAGGAUCUGUUAUUGAGACAAGAGACCAGUGAACGAGACGUUUCUGCGGUCUUCCAGUACAUCAGUCAUUAA
Penicillium antarcticum is the source of this 2472-nucleotide messenger RNA. Its product is annotated as DNA-dependent ATPase RAD54. The coding region runs from base 1 to 2472 and encodes 823 amino acids. Gene Ontology annotation, cellular component: nucleus. Gene Ontology annotation, molecular function: hydrolase activity, acting on acid anhydrides; DNA translocase activity; ATP binding. NCBI's taxonomy places the organism in Eukaryota, Fungi, Ascomycota, Eurotiomycetes, Eurotiales, Aspergillaceae. The transcript is spliced from 4 exons. The record is from RefSeq and is a predicted model, not a curated record. Gene Ontology annotation, biological process: double-strand break repair via synthesis-dependent strand annealing; reciprocal meiotic recombination.